AGGAGCUGUCGGCCUCCGUGCGGCCUCAGCGGUUCCUACCCCGUGAGGAGCUAUCGAUGGUGGGCACGGGCCUUCCGCAUCUACUGGAGGAAAGGCGGCUGUGCUGGGGCCUUGAAUCGCAAUUGCCAGUUUGCCUAUAGGAGAAGAAACCUGGACAAACACCUUCCUGCCAGUGUCCAGAGCCAGAGCACCCUCAACUGUGCCACAGCAAUGCAAGCUGCCCUUUUAUCUGGGAGACCUGCCAGGCAGCAGAAACAGGCAAGGAAACAGCUACGUUAAACUGGUCUGAGGUUGACUCAAGGCAACGUGGACUGGUCUGAAGUGGAAUAACAACCUGAUUCUAUCUCCUGUUUCUCCUGGUGCAACCCGUCAGCAGCCUUCCUGCCUCAGCCAGUGGCAGUGUUGCGAGCGCCACAGAUCCUGCACCCCUGUGGAUCAGAUGUCUUGAAGCAUUUCUGAGCUGAGCUGGUUUUUCAGUGCCUCAGGAGCCGUGGCGCACCAGGUGUCCAUCAUGACCGACUGGGUGCUGCUGGGGCUGAUCGCGGCGCUGGUCGUGCUGCUGCUGCUGACCGUCUUCGGUUUCGUCGUCUACUCGGGGCUCUUCACCGAGGUGGUUGUGAGUGCCGGCUCCCCCCCUGUCGGCAACAUGACUCUGGCCUACAAAUUCCGGGUGGGCCCGUAUGGAGAAUCCGGGCAGCUCUUCACGGAUGGCUGCAGCAUCUCCUCGAAGCUCUGCUCCAUCGGCGUUUACUAUGACAACCCUCACACGGUGUCUCCAGAGAAGUGCCGCUUUGCCAUAGGCCGCAUCCUGAGCGAGGGAGACGCGAAGCCGUCAGAAGAGCAGAUCAAACGGUUCCAGAAGUAUGGCUUUAAGAUCUUCAGCUUCCCUGCUCCCAGCCACGUGGUCAUGGCGACCUUCCCAUUCACUACACCGUUGUCCAUCCAUCUGGCAGUCAACCGUGUCCACCCAGCCCUUGACACUUACAUCAAGGAGAGGAAGCUGUGUGCCCACCCCCGGAUCGAGAUCUACAAGCAGGACCGCAUCUACUUCGUGUGUCCCCUUGCCCGCCAAGGGGACUUCUAUGUGCCUGAAAUGAAAGAACUGGAGAGGAAGAGCAGGUCUGCUGCAGCUGUGGCCGAGGAUGCCCAGACAGACAUCACAGGGGUCGACACCAUGAGUGAGACGAGCUCCAUCAGCGUGGAGGCCACAACUGACAGCAGAGACACCUCGGUGGCCACCUCCAUCCUGCUGCCCUUCCCAGCCAGCCGCGGCCGGGAGGAGGCGGACAACCGCAGCGAGCACAGCUACAGCGAGUCGGGAGCCAGCGGCUCCUCCUUCGAGGAGCUGGACCUGGAGGUUGCCGGGGACGGGGAGGGAGCCCCGGGCCUGCUGCCCGAUGCAGGCUACCCGGGCAGCCAGGAGGUCGCAGACAAGUGGACCAAGGAGCCCAUCGCUGCCGAGAGGGGAGAGGAGUAAAGAGACACCUGACUGCCUCGCCUCCCGCUGGAGUCUGAGUUACUGGGAACCAGUUGCCUUUCCCACCUCCUUCCUCUCCAGCCAAGAGAUUUUGGUCGCUGAUUCCCCCCAGGACCUGCUCUCCCUCUUUGCAGAAAGGGUGUUUGACCGUUUUUGGGGGCGCUGGGAGGUGGGGGGGAUUUCUGUGGUGCUUGGUGGUGCACGGUUCGGUGCAAGCUGGGGGGACAGCGAAAUGCUUUUGCCAUUUGUGUGUGUCCAGGCACGUUGCAGAUUCCUUGCAGGUGUCUGGGAGAUGGUGGUGGGUGUCAGAGAUGUCCCCCCCUCGUCUCUGCUGGUGCCCCUCUCGCCCACAGCUUCUCUCUGCCGCACCACCACGUUUUCUAGCACCAAAGAGCUGUGAGCUGGGCCAGUUGGGUUUGUUCCCCUCUUCUCUUCCCCUUGCUGAACAAUGGAAACAUCCUGUGUAAACGUGGUCCUCUUGGCACUGCCACGGGCGCUUUGGGGUCUGUAAUAAAGUGGAUGCUUUUCCUCA
Hirundo rustica (Barn swallow) is the source of this 2009-nucleotide messenger RNA. RefSeq names its product testis expressed 264, ER-phagy receptor (gene TEX264). Gene Ontology annotation, biological process: protein-DNA covalent cross-linking repair; reticulophagy. Gene Ontology annotation, cellular component: replication fork; autophagosome membrane; endoplasmic reticulum membrane. The coding region runs from base 512 to 1477 and encodes 321 amino acids. The transcript has 7 exons. The record is from RefSeq and is a predicted model, not a curated record. Lineage: Eukaryota; Metazoa; Chordata; Aves; Passeriformes; Hirundinidae.